Messenger RNA from Uranotaenia lowii, 1124 nucleotides. RefSeq lists its product as uncharacterized. Bases 51 to 1124 code for a protein of 357 amino acids. The record is from RefSeq and is a predicted model, not a curated record. Gene Ontology annotation, cellular component: nucleus. The transcript is spliced from 3 exons. NCBI's taxonomy places the organism in Eukaryota, Metazoa, Arthropoda, Insecta, Diptera, Culicidae. Gene Ontology annotation, biological process: regulation of transcription by RNA polymerase II; mesoderm formation. Gene Ontology annotation, molecular function: protein dimerization activity; DNA-binding transcription factor activity, RNA polymerase II-specific; RNA polymerase II cis-regulatory region sequence-specific DNA binding.
UGAACGUGUUUUCUUUUUUUUUUACUGCACAUGUGUGUACAGAGACUGUAAUGAAUAUUGCUGACUUAAUUCCAAUCGAUUCGAGAAAUGACGACGAUAAACGUGCCGGACAUUCGCCACCGAUAGUCGAUAACGCUGUGUCUAGUGACCGCGAUCUUAGCAGGCCGCAUCCAAAACCUUCCAGUUCAAAUCCAUCCAAAGCGUGCAAUAAAAGUGUCAUAACUUCAGUGCUUGUGAUGAGUAGUGACAAAAGUGAUCAACGUAUUCUGAGAUCUGCUACAAGAGCCCUUUACGCGACUUCUUCGGUUGAUCCUGGAACAAAUAAGACCACCCCUAGCAUAGAAAGAACCCCACCUGCUGCGUCACCUUCAGCUACACCUCAACCAAAUUCCGAACAACCUGCUCUCAGUGCUUCUCCUUCGAAUGGAACAGGGGAGAUGACAGCGCUAUUCACUAUUAAUUACGUACCUCCGACGAACGGCAACCCAGAUUACGGAUACAUAAGCGGACGAGGUUACGCAUUUUCUUCAGGAGCCAACUCACGUGUUGAUUUGAGUUCCAACUCCAGCCCAAUGUUGCCUUCUUUGAGAAACAAUGUGGAGUAUCCCAAUUUAAGCCACUACGACACCAGUCUUUGGAAAAAACGUGCCAUGGAAAUUGAGAAAGAUUACAAAAAAACCGCAUGUGAUCGUGAACGAACCAGGAUGCGAGACAUGAAUCGAGCUUAUGAGAUGCUCCGCUCUAAACUUCCUCAUUCGAAACCUUCAGGAAAGAAAUAUUCCAAAAUUGAGUGCUUAAGAUUAGCCAUUCAGUACAUCCGCCAUUUGCAGCGAGAGUUGCAAUAUCCCACAACUCCGUCCCCUCAAGCACCGGAGUAUUACUAUGACAUGCCUGCUUUCAACAACCACGCCACGUUGCCAUCGAUGUCACUAGCAGCUCAAACCCCAGGACCUGGAGCACCUGUUGCUGCACCUAUUGUUGGCACGAUUUCACCCUCGUCGUUUUUGCCUAUGGCCGAUGCCAACAACAAUUCACUUCAUCACAUUCCACCCGCAUCACAUCAUAACUCCCAGUGGUACAUUGCGAGCAAUGCCGAUGGUUACAGUUAUUAUUAUUUACCUUAA